Molecule: messenger RNA, 3557 nt
Organism: Acipenser ruthenus (sterlet)
Lineage: Eukaryota; Metazoa; Chordata; Actinopteri; Acipenseriformes; Acipenseridae
Product: cytoplasmic tRNA 2-thiolation protein 2-like
Exons: 15
Coding region: 332-1930 (532 amino acids)
Biological process (GO): tRNA wobble position uridine thiolation
Cellular component (GO): cytosol
Molecular function (GO): sulfurtransferase activity; tRNA binding
Source: RefSeq, a predicted model, not a curated record
GGUGUUGGAACGAUUUAUUAUUUAUUUUUAUUUUUAGAGAAAAACGUUUACCGUCUACAGUGCUGCGACAUCUUGGUACGUCAUCAAAAAGCGCGUCGUUGUUGAGAGCGCUCAGCAGAGAAGGCAGGAUUGCAGCAUACCGUAAGGAAAAGGGAUUUUAAAUUUGAUUAGACGGAACUAUAAACCACCAAUUAAGUCAUUUAGAACAGCAGGUAUUCUGGCUUUGUAUUUAAGUACCUCUACGCAGGCUGUCUGUAUAUUCAAUUGUCUCAAAAAACUCAGUAACUAAAAAUAUUAAAUAGUUUCUGGAUAUACCCGACUGAACCUUGCCAUGUGUCAAGUUGAUGAAGACGCUCAUAAAGACGCUCAGCUGGAGACUAAAGCUGUUCUGAGUGUUUCUCAGAAAUGUAUGAAAUGUAAAGAAGGCUCAGCUGUGCUGAUUAUUCGAGUUGGAGAUGCCUUUUGCGGGAACUGCUUUAGGGAGUAUUUUGUACACAAGUUCCGAGCCAUGUUGGGGAAAAACCGUCUUAUUUUUCCCGGGGAGAAGGUUUUACUUUCGGUGUCUGGAGGUCCUGCAUCCAGUGCUCUGCUCUCUCAGGUCCAAGAGGGUUUGCGUCGUGAAACAUCAAAAAAGCUGCGUUUUGUUCCUGGGGUAAUCUAUGUUGACGAGGGAGCUGCUUGUGGGCAGAGCCUAGAAGAGCGAGGUGAAGUAAAAAGCCAGCUGGAAUCGAUAUUCCGAGCAUCUGGAUUCCCAUUCUAUAUAGUCCACUUAGAGGAGGUUUUCAAUCUCCCCAGUUCAGUCCUGCUGUCUGCGUCCUCGGCCUCAGACAGGCGGAAUGAGAGCUACAAAGAGGCAGUGGAUGGAUUUAUUCAGCGUGCCAGCUCCGGAACCCAGAGUGAGACUCGUCAGGGGUCCAGUUCAUACAAGGAGGUCCAAACCCUUCUGUCUGAGCUCAGUACCCAGGAGUGGUCUGGAGAGGGGGGCACAGUGACCAACAGGAGCCCACCCUUCACUCCAGAGCAGACCGAGGCUGUAAGGACACUGCUGGCUUCAGUGAAGACUUUGACCGCCAGGGAGGAGCUGCUGAAGACCCUAAGGCAACACCUGAUUCUGCACACAGCCAGGGUCAGAGGUUACUCAAAGGUGAUGAUGGGAGACAGCUGCUCUCGUCUGGCCGUUAAGCUGCUCACCAACAUCUCCCUGGGGAGAGGGGCAUUCCUCGCCAUGGACACGGGUUUCUCUGACACCCGCUAUGGAGAUAUUGCCAUAGUCAGACCCAUGAGAGAGUACUCCUCUAAAGAAAUUGCCUUCUAUAACAGGAUGUUUAAGGUCCCCUCUGUUUUCACCUCUGCUCUUGACACUAAGGAACCAGAAAAAGCAAGCAUUCAUCGCCUGACAGAGAGCUUCAUCAGUAAACUUCAGGCUGACUUCCCCUCCACUGUCAGUACCAUUUACAGGACAAGUGAGAAGCUCAACACUGCCUGCCCUCGUCCUAUCGCUGAUGGAGAGUUGACAGAGAAAUGCCUGCUGUGCCUCUGCGCCUUGGACACUGGAGCAGAGGAGGCCACCGCAUUCCACGCCACGCUUAUCUCUGAGAACCUCUCUCGUAAUAGGACGCCUGACACCAUCCCUGCCCUGGGGGUUGCUAAGCAACAGUGCUGUGCUUCUGGUGGGGAGCAGAAAGAGAGCUGUGGGGACAGGGUGGAUGGCUGUCAUUCAGUGGACAGGACCAGCUUCACCCCUGAGCUUCAAACCCUGUUGUGUUACAGCUGCAGGCUGAUCAUUAAAGACAUGACCUCUGUAAACUCUAUACCCGAGUACAUCCUAUCCGAAGCAGAACGCAGGAAACGGAGGGCUCAGAUGAAAGAGGAGAUCCAAGACUUCCUACUGAAUCCGGAGAAUGAUGCAGGGGAGGUGACAGUUAGUUGACACUCGACUGGGAUGUGAUGUUAGACACUUUAUUUAUUUAGAUACCUGGAUGAACUCUACACCUUGUAGUCCUCACAGCAGGUGUGCCUUAUAAAACACAAGACUGUUGUUGGGAGUUUUAAGGUGUGGCUCUUGCAUUUAGUAUUUUACCUUCUAUUUUAAGCAUUUCUGCAGUGCCUAGAUACCUUUGGUGCACAUGCCUGCUAAUGUCAAAAGACAAAUUAGUGAAGAGCUUACCGCAAUACCAAUAAAUCCUUUUCGAAGCGGUAAGUCUGUCUUCUAUCUAAUCAGGUGACAGCUGGCGCCUCUUUUUAUCUGUUUUUGUUAGCUUGUUUUAAAAGUCUCAAUUUUUUUGUACCAAGUCACCUGUAUUAAAAUACCUCUUUUUAAAAUCUUAUUUUUUAUAUACUGUCUUCACAGCAAGUAUUGUCGGGGCCCUUUUGUCUAAUGUGUGAUUUAUCUUCAGGUGUGUAAGUGCAUAGUACAUACAUGUUUUCUUUUUUUGUCAUUUUUAAUGUGGAAAUUAAAUAGCAGAGUGAUUUUUGGAUACUGAAACAGAUCAAUAAUCCAGCAGAAUUGUUGUGUGGGUGUGGUAAAGGAAGGUGCGGUAUAAGCAGUUUUAUUAUUGGGGUAAUUAAUCAUCUUGAGUAGAUAUAUCUAAGAGUACUGAUCCUGUGUAAAGCCACAUGCAGUAGUGAUAAAGACCACCUAUCUUGACAAAGGAACACAGAGUAUGCACCUUUUAAACACAACAUACUGAGGUUUUACCAGAAAAAAACAAAACAAAUUAUUUUAAUUUGAUCAGGUAAAAGCUAAGCAUUUUGAGACAGUUACAACAAUGACAUUUAUCAAAAUACUGUAUCACUAUUCUUUUUUUAUUUACUCGGUGAAAGUAUUGCUUUUUAGUGUUACAACUAUUCCAGCAUGUUCAUCUCAAACCUCCACCAACAAGUCGGUAUGAUUACAAAUAUUCCAUUAUGUCCAUCCUGGCUACAGGAUUUUAUUGACUCCAACUCGAGCUGGCCGUGCUCUGGCUCCGGUAGCUCGGCUCCAGCUCCAGAGCUGAUGGAGACCCCUGCUCCAGCUGCAGACAGGCUCUAGAGUUGAUGGAAACCCCCGUCACAGCUCCACACUGGCUCCAGAGCUGAUGGGCCCCGCCACAGCUCCAGAGCUGAUGGAGACCCCCACUCCAGCUCCAGAGUUGAUGGAAACCCCCGUCACAGCUCCACACUGGCUCCAGAGCUGAUGGACCCCCCCACAGCUCCAGAGCUGAUGGAGACCCCCGCUCUAGCUCCAGACUGGCUCCAAAGUUGAUGGAAACCCCCGCCACAGCUCCACACUGGCUCCAGAGCUGAUGGAGACCCCCGCCACAGCUCCAGAGCUGAUGGAGACCCCCUGUUCCAGCUCCAAAGGUGAUGGAGACCCCUGCCACAGCUCCAGACUGGCUCCAGCAGCCCCAGCCUCAGCUCUGGAGCAGCUCCACACUGCUGCUACAGCUGCUAUUAGCCACCAAAACUUCUAAUCAGUAAUAUAUGUUCUUCACUAUCAUAGUAACAUCCUAUUUAAGUUUUUUUAAUUGUUCAGAUCAGGUUACAUGUGUUUUUUAAAUAAAAGACAAGAAUGUGAA